Molecule: messenger RNA, 2738 nt
Organism: Hyla sarda
Lineage: Eukaryota; Metazoa; Chordata; Amphibia; Anura; Hylidae
Product: extracellular calcium-sensing receptor-like
Exons: 8
Coding region: 78-2738 (886 amino acids)
Biological process (GO): G protein-coupled receptor signaling pathway
Cellular component (GO): membrane
Molecular function (GO): G protein-coupled receptor activity
Source: RefSeq, a predicted model, not a curated record
GCAGAGAAGUCUUCUUCUGACACAGAGGCGAGGAAAACAUGGAGAAGCUGAAAAGCAGCACUUAGUAAUAAGCCAGUAUGGAGGAUGGAACGGGCAGGAGGCCGAUGGGCGGCUCACAUCAAGGCUUCACUCUUGGCUUCCCUGAGUCUGCUGGUUGUAGAAGGUACACAAUGCGUUUCUAUAUUCAUCUCUGUGUUAUGACUUUGCCAUUCUGCUCGGUUGGGACACCAGUGUCCAGCUGUUCGCUCUCCACCAAAGCAAUGGCCAAUUACACUGAGGAAGGAGACAUCAUACUGGGAUUGCUCACCCCAACUAGUGCAUCAUUUACUCGGCCAGUGGUCACAUUCUCCAUACAACCACCUCCAUAUCCAUGUGAUGCGUUCAGCUCAGAUCUGUACAAGUCCAUCCUGGCUUUGAUUUUUGCUGUCAAAGAAGUGAAUGAAAAUCCAAAUCUUCUACCCAACAUCACACUGGGGUUCCAGAUGUUUGACUCUUGCUACUCUGAAUCAGGUUCCCUUCAGGCAAUUUUCCAGACUGUGUCAAGUAACGAUAACCAAAUCCCAAAUUACAAGUGUGGAUCCAAGCCUAUUGUACCUGCAGUCAUUGGAGACAUUUCAAGCCCAUCAGUGGCGACCGCAAGGGUGCUUGGCCUAUGGAGGUUUCCUCAGGUCAGCUAUGUAGCCGCUAUACCAUCCUUGAGCAACAAAAUUGAGUUCCCGUCAUUUAUAAGGACCACUGUAAGUACCAGGAGCCAGCCUCAAGCUUUGAUUGGACUGUGCAAGAAAUUUGGGUGGACGUGGAUUGGGGUUAUUGCGUCUUCAGCAGAUUAUUUUGUACAAGGAGUGGUAGAGUUCAGGAGAGAAGCCAUCCAGAAUGGAAUCUGCAUCGAAUUCUUCGAAACAGUCUCUUUUAGUCCCUUCAACAAUAAAAUCCCAAAGACUGUAGAAAAUGUUGGCCGAUCAAUGGCCAGAGUGGUCAUCCUCUACUGUAGUAAUGCAGAAGUUUUCUUGAUAUUUCGAGAGGUCCUUCAACAAAAUCUCAAUGGAAAAGUUUGGAUAGGUACAGAAGCUUGGUACAGCACGCCCCCUAUUGACAAGCAGUUUUUGACCAUACUUAAUGGCACCAUAGGAAUUGCAAGAAGUAGAGCGAUUCCUCCCAAUUUUUCCAACUUCCUACAGACUUUCAAUCCAAGUAAAUACGCAAAGUUGCCAUUUGUCAAAACUUUUUGGGAGGUGCUGUUUAACUGCAAAUGGCCAGAGGGUGAGGUGAAUAUACAUGCAAUAAAUGUGGGACAGGUCAAUAAGACCUGUACAGGACUGGAGAAGCUGGUGACCAAUGACAUGGCAGAAUUCAAUGACCCAACAUCACAAUUUGUCUCCAUGGCCCAUAAUGCCGUUUAUGCCGUUGCUCAUGCUCUUCACAACCUAUUGCACUGCAGGCCUGGAGAAGGACCCUUUCAUGAAAAAUCUUGUGCCAAUGAACAUAACAUACAACCAUGGCAGCUACUUCAUUACUUAAAAAGGGUUCACUUUGUGAAUACUGCUGGAGAAGACGUGUCAUUUGACGCCAACGGAGACAUUUACGGCAGCUUUGACAUUUUGAAUUGGCAUUUCAAGGAAAACAGGAGUCAAUUUAAGAAAGUUGGGACCUUCAGUGAUCACGUAGAUCAAAAGCUUUUGAUCAAUGGCAGCGCCAUCUUCUGGUCCGGAGGACAGCUGCCGCUAUCAGUCUGCAGUGACGUUUGUCCUCCAGGACACUGGAAAAAGCCCCGGAAAGGUCAACCCGUCUGCUGUUAUGACUGUGUCCUGUGCCCAGAGUCAAUGAUUUCCAGUGAAACAAAUUCAGUUCGUUGUUUCAGUUGUCUAGAAGAUUUUUGGCCAGACAAUAAAAGGACUAAAUGUACUCCUAAAGUUGUUGAGUUCCUCUCCUACGAAGAACCUUUGGGUCUAGUUAUGACAUUGUUAGCCAUAAUGUUCUACGUCACCACCAUGAUGGUGCUUAUCGUAUUCCUCAAGUUUCGGCAUACCACAGUGGUUAAAGCCAACAACCGUAACCUCAGCUAUGUUCUCCUGCUGUCCUUGAUGUUCUGCUUUCUCUGCCCUUUGGUAUUCAUUGGUCGCCCCGUCACACCGACCUGCUCAAUUAGGCAAUCUCUCUUUGGGAUUAUAUUCUCUAUAUGUAUCUCAUGUAUCUUAGCCAAAACCAUCAUAGUAGUCAUUGCUUUUAAAGCCACCAAACCUGGUAGUAACCUUAGAAUGUGGAUUGGGUCCAAGAUGGCCAUCUUAGUUGUGUCUAUGUCCACCAUUGUCCAAGUGCUUAUAAUCCUGGUGUGGCAGAUAGGGUUCCCUCCAUUUCUAGAACGUAAUUAUGAAGUCCUUAAUGGUGUCAUCCUAUUGGAAUGUAAUGAGGGAUCGGUUGCCAUGUUCUACUGCACCAUAGGAUACUUGGCCUUCUUGGCUAUAAUCAGUUUUGUUGUUGCCUUUUUGGCCAGAAACUUACCGGACAGCUUCAAUGAGGCCAAGUACAUUACCUUCAGCAUGUUGACCUUCCUUAGUGUCUGGUCGACCUUCAUCCCCGCCUAUCUCAGUACUAAGGGCAAGUACAUUGUAGCUGUUGAGAUUUUUGCUAUACUAUUGUCUAGUUUUGGACUUCUGUGCUGCAUAUUUGCCCCAAAAUGUUACAUAAUCCUUUUGAGGCCAUCGAUGAACACCAAACAAUAUUUAACAUCAAAAAAAUAA